CCUUCAUUUGAACGCUCUCGGUUUCUCAUUGCCUAUUCCUCUCUCUCUCUCUCUCUCUCUCUCUCUUCCUGUUGCUUCAAAUUUGCUGUAACUCCGUCUCUCUCCCCCACACACACAUCGUCCAGAACUCCUCGUUCUCCUCUAUUUCUUUGCACUAUACGAUGGGGACUGCUCACAUACUUUUGGCCACCCUCCUCAUUUCGUUCUUUGGUGUCCGCGGGAAUGUUUUCUCUCUAGAGAGAGCGUUUCCGUCAAGGCACCCAAUUCGACUGGAUGAGCUCCGAGCUCGAGACCUUUCGAGGCACGCCCACGUCUUCAAAACAGUUGUGAGCGGCUUAAUCAAUGUUACAGUCGUGUAUGAGGAUUACUAUGGCCAUCCUCAACACAUCGGGGUGUAUGUGACGAAAGUUAAAAUAGGCUCUUCGCCAAGAGAGUUCUAUGUGUUGCUUGACACGGGGAGUGACUUGUUCUGGGUUUCCUGCAGUUCCUGCAGUAAUUGCCCCCGAUUCACUGAUCUGGGAACUCGAUUCAGUUUCUAUGACAUUGUCAAUUCAUCCACUGGGGGGGUGCUCCCUUGUUCACAUGCAAUGUGCGGCAAAUGCUCUCGUCAAAGCCACCGGUGCGACUAUGAUAUGACAUAUUCCGGCGGAGAUCGCAUCACCAGUUUUCUCGUAUCAGAUGUGCUUCAUCUUGACACUAUUCCAGUGCGAUCUUAUGUUGCACUGGAAUCUUCAGCACCCAUUGUUUUCGGGUGA
This is a messenger RNA of Malus domestica (apple), 755 nucleotides long. The record is from RefSeq and is a predicted model, not a curated record. Lineage: Eukaryota; Viridiplantae; Streptophyta; Magnoliopsida; Rosales; Rosaceae.